Molecule: messenger RNA, 351 nt
Organism: Schizosaccharomyces osmophilus
Lineage: Eukaryota; Fungi; Ascomycota; Schizosaccharomycetes; Schizosaccharomycetales; Schizosaccharomycetaceae
Gene: pop8
Product: RNase P and RNase MRP subunit Pop8
Exons: 3
Coding region: 1-351 (116 amino acids)
Biological process (GO): nuclear-transcribed mRNA catabolic process, RNase MRP-dependent; intronic box C/D snoRNA processing; tRNA processing
Cellular component (GO): nucleolar ribonuclease P complex; ribonuclease MRP complex
Molecular function (GO): ribonuclease MRP activity
Source: RefSeq, a predicted model, not a curated record
AUGGUUUUACAUCAACGUUUAAAAAGUGAAAAUUAUUAUAUACUAGUGAAAGUACUCCAUAAUUCUUCGAUGGAGACUGGAUUUGAUGAACUAACCUUAAGGCAUUUCAUUACAUUAGCUCUUUCUCAGUCUUUUGGAAUAUUUGGAUCUGCCAUAUCUGUGGACAUACUUCACAGGAACGCGUCGCUUCUGUAUCUUAGGUGUCACAUCAAUGAUUCUGAAAAGGUUUUAUUAGCCCUUGGAUCAUAUAUCCGAGAGCCAGAACAAGUUCGUUUUCAAGUAUUACACGCAACAAAUAUUUUGGCUGAAAUUGGGCCAAAUCGAUCUCAAUUUACUAAAUCAUUACUUUAA